Salvia hispanica is the source of this 893-nucleotide messenger RNA. RefSeq names its product Nuclear transport factor 2 (NTF2) family protein. Lineage: Eukaryota; Viridiplantae; Streptophyta; Magnoliopsida; Lamiales; Lamiaceae. The record is from RefSeq and is a predicted model, not a curated record.
UCCCAUAUAAAAAAAGGGUGUGUCCAAAUGGCCAGGAACUUGCCACGUGGCAGUAGUAGAACCCUGGAGAUGGUUGGUCUUCAUCAUCAUCCUAAAGCUCCAAGCAAAUUCUUUCUUGUCGCAUCGUAUUCUCAAUUCAACAUGGGCCAAAAUCCACAAGAGGGCGUAACGGAUCAAGUGAGGAAGGAAGUUAUUGAGGAGAAACCAUCAAAAUCUGUUUCGGCAGAUAUACUCCCUCGUAUUCUCAAUUUAUACGCAUCCCGUGCAACGCCUAAAGAUUUUGAAAUUUAUGCACCUAAUGCAACCUUCGAAGACCCCCUUAUGCGAGCACACGGGGUCAAGCAGAUUAAAUCAGCAUUCUACUCUCUUUCCAAGAUCUUCAGUGAGUCGAGAAUUGUGGACUACACUAUCACAGAGAAGGAGACUUCACCCGGAAAGACAGAGAUACUAAUAGACAACAACCAGUAUUACAAGUUCUUGGGUAGAGACAUAAAUAUGAUAUCCCUCAUCAAGCUGGACACAGAGGAUGGCAAAGUUGUUGCUCAUCAAGAUCGGUGGGACAAGAAGCCAUUGUGGGACCGAGAGACGGUUAAGGCACCGCUCGUGGGCCAUGUCAUCGAGGCGACACGACGAGCGUCCAUGCUGGCAACUCAUGCUCUAAUGAGGUUCGGGAAAGAUCCAUGAUCUACCUAAUUUAACUAAGCAUACACUUGGGAUUCUCUGUUUCUGAGCAAUUCUGCUGCAUUGAUACACCACCUAGAAUUGAUGAUAAAUACAUAAUCUUGUGAAAUUUUCUUCUCUCAAAAAGCUAAAAGUAUUCUGUAUGAUAUUUGAUGAUAUUUGCUCAGUUUCACUGCUAGAGACAGUGUAAAGUGUGGAGUAGUUUUUUUAAA